Messenger RNA from Culex pipiens pallens (northern house mosquito), 599 nucleotides. Its product is annotated as SURP and G-patch domain-containing protein 1-like. Gene Ontology annotation, molecular function: RNA binding. The transcript has 3 exons. The record is from RefSeq and is a predicted model, not a curated record. Gene Ontology annotation, cellular component: nucleoplasm. Lineage: Eukaryota; Metazoa; Arthropoda; Insecta; Diptera; Culicidae. Bases 255 to 584 code for a protein of 109 amino acids.
CAAAAGCGCAACUGCAACGGUGGGAGCAGCAGCUGUCAAAGUUUUUCGAUUCUUCAAGUCGACCGUGUCAUCGCUUGUGUAAAAUCUGGCCAAUUUUUCUCAAUUUUGAGUGUUUAGAACCGCCCUCCCCAGCUGCAUUUACCGCGGGUCAGCUUGACCGCACCCUGCCGGAACCGGAUCGCGUGUGUGCUGUGCCGCCCGCGUGGCGCAAUUUGGCUAAGCUGGACCGACAGGAAAACAAACUAGGACACAGGAUGCCUCGGGUAAACUUUACCCGCACGGACCGGAUAGCGCAGAUGAGCAAGCAGGAGCAGAUUAUCGCCCAGAAGCGGCAGCAGAUUCUGGAAAAGCAACGCACCCUGCAGAUGGCCAAGCAGAUCGCGGCCGAGGCCAGUAAGGCUAGCGCUCCCACCGGCGCCGAGGAAGAACAGGGCGCGGACAGUUCGGGUGCGCUCAAGUUGCCGUUUUCCAACGAUGGUUCCUUUCUGGAGAACUUUAAGAAGCUGAGCGAAAAGUUUGCCAAAACCUCCGAGGAUGGAACGGCGAAGCGGGCGGCCGAAGAGGAGGCCGCUUCCACUAGUUGAAAACGCUUUUAAUCA